GGGGGAGGGCAGCAGCAGCAGGUGUGCGGAAGCCGUGGCCUCCCCGCACCAUCGAGCAGCCGCCCGUGGCAGGGCUCGCUGUGCGUUUCCUUGCGGCUCGCGUGUUCGCAGCCCGGCUCUGGGAGCCCGGCUGGCGACGGGAGCCGCGUUUGGGGCUGCGGGGGGCGCUCUCCGUGCGCGGUGCGGGUGCGCGGUGCCCGCUGCCCGCGGCCGGAGCGGCGAUGGGCUCCCGCCUGCGGGCCGCCGCGCUCUGCGGGGCGGCGCUGGCCCUGGCGGGCGGCACGCUCGUAGCGCUCCGGGCCUGGGCCCGCCUGCGGAGCCGCCUCGCGCUGCCCGCCAGCUCUGCGGCCUCCGCUGCCGCCGCCGAUCAGGGUAAAGGACGCGGUAAGCAGAUCCUGGUGCUGGGCCUGGAUGGGGCUGGGAAGACUAGCGUUCUCCACUCCCUGGCAACUAACCGCGUCAAGCGCAGCGUGGCUCCCACCGAGGGCUUCAAUGCCGUCUGCAUCAACACCGAAGAGUCCCAGAUGGAGUUUCUGGAGAUCGGGGGCAGUGAAUCUCUGCGUUCAUACUGGAAGAUGUACUUGCCCAAAGUGCUGUUGCUGGUCUAUGUCGUGGACUCGGCUGAUCAUGCCCGACUGCCUGUGGCGAAACAGCUGCUUCAUCAGCUAAUCCAGAACAACUCCACCCUGCCUGUGGUAGUUCUGGCCAACAAGCAGGACCUCCAGGGUGCAUAUUGCAUCACUGAUAUUCACGAUGCUCUGGCUCUGUCUGAUAUUGGGGACGAGAGGAAGAUGUUCUUGAUUGGUACCCAUGUGGCAGAAGAUGGCUCUGAGAUCUCUUCCAGCAUGAAGGAUGCCAAGGAGCUGAUAGGGCAGCUGGUUUUGGAAACACAGUGACAGCUCUUUUCUUACAACAUGGUGUUUGCAGCUGAGGGGGAGCAGGUAUUAUUGUCAGUCUGCAGUGUGGCAGCUGAAAUGUACAGAUAUGCUUUCCCAGUGGGUGUGGAAUUCCUCUGAAAGUGAUAUCUAGUUGGUAAGAAAAUCUUAAUUUACAGUGGUUUGAAAAUACAUUUGAGAAAUAGUCUAUUUUUAGUGUAUUUGUAGGAGAAAAAUAGUCUGUCUCUCAGGCAGCAGAUUUAAGGGAAAAUUUAGCUUAGAUAGGCUAGAUAGCUUCAUGUCAGGUAGGAAUCAAGCACUGACAUCCAUGGAAGAAAGUUGCAUCCAGUGAAUUUAACAUGGCUUUAUGUCUCAGGUUAAAGCGAAAUAUGUUUACUUCACAGAUUUUACAGAACCCUUUUAACAGUGGUGUUCUGUUAAAAAUGAGACCUCACUUCCUGACAGUGUCAGAAAUUUAAAGUGCUGCAACUAGUAUUUUUGACAGUUACAAUUCUUGUUGCUGUGUUGGAUCCAGUUGUUACCGGAGUGGCAAAUCGGUAAUCUCUGGAAAUUGGGUUGAUUACUGCUUCUUUAGUGGGUAAGAACAAGAAAAUGAAAGCAGUAAUUUAUUGUUUCUUUGCCUACAGGCAAAAACCCAAAAUGGUGUAAUUUGAGGUAGUGGCUGGAUGCUUUUAAGUUAAAUUGGCAGCAAAGGUGGGAGACUAGCCCAUCGGGUUGAGCAGCUUAUUUAAGCUUAGUCCGAGAUGUCCUCGAGCAAGCAGUCUUACUUGUGAAAACCCUGUUGUUUCUUGACAGUGGUUUCUGUUAGCACAGCAUGUGAGGAAGGUGACAAGCUGCUGAGGAGUGUCACUCUCCCAGUGUCCUCCUACUUAUACUCCAAGGACACGACCCAGGAGCAGUCCUGUAAAGGACCUGUUUUGCACCCACAUCUAUUGUACAAGGCUUGUAUAGUUUUGUCCUUUGUAACAGACACAUAAAGCAGAAAAUUCCACCCUAAA
Poecile atricapillus (Black-capped chickadee) is the source of this 1894-nucleotide messenger RNA. It is a transcript of the gene ARL9, whose product is annotated as ADP ribosylation factor like GTPase 9. The record is from RefSeq and is a predicted model, not a curated record. Gene Ontology annotation, molecular function: GTPase activity; GTP binding. The transcript is spliced from 4 exons. Lineage: Eukaryota; Metazoa; Chordata; Aves; Passeriformes; Paridae. The coding region runs from base 222 to 896 and encodes 224 amino acids.